AUGGAUCUGGCCAUGGAUCCCACCACGACAACCAGGCCGUGGCAGGGAGAAAAAGGCAUCUGGGUGGACCUUCAUACCGAAUGUAUGCGGCACUAUCGCUCGAUUUUGCGCCAUCUUCGUACCUCAGCAAGUUUCUCUCAAUCCGAGUAUCGCGGAUUCGAAAGGAAUUAUGGAAGUCUGGUCCUCUGGGCCCAGGGACUGAGCACCCUGAAUGGAGGAAAGAGCGACCCUUCGGUCAUGGCUCUCAAGCUGCUGGUCAGCAUUAGCAAGACCCUGGUUGGAAGACUUGCACCUCGAGCGUUGAAGAUUCUCACCAAGCGUGGAGUAGCACUAUCACACCAGCCCUUGAUCGCCUCGAUCCAAAGAUCGGAACAUGUUAUCCAGGGUAUCUUGGGACCCUCGGCGAGCGAUGAGGAUGAUCCCCCGGAUGAUGAAGACUCCCUAGAUGAAAUAAUAGCAGACCUCAACACCGAUGUCGACUGCCUGCUUGACCUUGAUUUACUCGAUGAAUCUCCUGCAGAUGAGUUGCGUUCGAAUUACGUGAGUGGUCAGAGGGGGGCCUACAUCCAAGAUACCAUUGCCUGCAUUGAGCAGAUGUUCCCCAACGCUGACCCCGAACUGGUUCGAUACCUCAGUCAAUGUGACCUGAAACGCUGCAUGAGGGUUCAGGCAGAGCGCGAGAAGAACCUGCGUCUCUCAAAUUUAGUCCAGUCAGGCCAUGAGGUAGUGAUUGGAGAAAAGCGAUAUCGUAUGCGGCCAGAGACCCUUUCAGAAAAUAUCCCCAGGUCUUCUUUAGAUGACUAUAGCAGUGACAAGCUCCUUGAAAUGCUUCUUUUGCCGGAAGAUGGACGAGAGGGCCGGCUAUUCCAGUGCAUGGUGUGUACGGUGCAAGUGGUCAUCAAGGAACAAGUGCCGUGGAAGUAA
This is a messenger RNA of Aspergillus sclerotioniger CBS 115572, 924 nucleotides long. RefSeq lists its product as uncharacterized. Lineage: Eukaryota; Fungi; Ascomycota; Eurotiomycetes; Eurotiales; Aspergillaceae. The coding region runs from base 1 to 924 and encodes 307 amino acids. The transcript is spliced from 2 exons. The record is from RefSeq and is a predicted model, not a curated record.